AUGCCCCUGCGCAAGGAUGACACGCACAAAUCGAGAAAUGGUCCAAAUUUUUUUCUACCCGAAAUCGUCUUCGCCAAAACCCUAAUUUCUUUUGUGGAUAUCUGCACUGUAAUUUCACCGGCGGUCGACAACCGGAGAGGCCAUUGGUGGAUUUCGGGAAGCCAUAUACCUGCAAUUGAUCUUCGAAGCUUUAUUGAUUGUGUAUGCGCUGAUGUGAUUCCGUCCUAUCUCCAGUUCCUUGGUUCAUCUUCAUGUGCACCAGAUGGAGCGUAUUAUGUUGUAGAUGAAUUGAGGUAAUCAAACAGAUCCAGGAACAUAUAUAUCUUCAAGUCACAGCUAUGAUUUGAGAGUUGAGUCAACUGUUCACAAGAGAAAUUGAUUGGUCAUGAACUGUUCUGGAAUCAACUUGAUCUUGAAAUUGAUUAGUUCUAUAGUAUGAAUUGCAAUUUUCCUAUACAACAAGUAGAUUGAAAGUUAGUGAAAGUAAGGAGGGAGGAUGAGUUAACUUUGUGAUUCAAAUCUUGAAUUGAUACUGACCCUGUGAUUGUUUAGUGCUAAUUGUCAUUAUAUCCAAGGCUAGGCUAGGAAAGGUUUUUGUAUAGACUUGCAGAUUGUCUGGAAGCCUGUAGCUGUAGGUAUAAAAUCCAACAAGUGGUGUGGUGAUUGGUGAAUGUGGAUGAUAAUGGCUUUUGCAGACUGUAGUACCAAAGACAAAAUCUCUUGUCGAUUGGUUGUAUCUGAAGUAAGCCUUGCACUCAUUCAAAAUGAGUGAGGAUAAGCAUCUUAAUAAUUAAUUGAUGUCAUGCCUUCAAUAAGCUUAUCCUUGAUCUUGAAAAUAUUGAUGUGAAAUUAGAGGAUGGGGUCAGGCUUCUAUACCAAAGAGUUAUGUACAUAUCAAAGAAACAUUGUUUUUGGUAGAGAAUCAUUCUCAUAUGAUGAAGUUCAAUCGGCUUUGAACCAACUCUAAGGAGUUGAAUGGAAAGACAAGAUAAAAAACAGAGUUCAUCCGGUGAUUUUUGGGCUUUUUGGGUAAAGAAACUUUUAAAAACUAGCAUUAGAUGUAACCAUUGUACUUUUAAUGAGAUGACACGCUAGGAGGAUUUGUCCUUAGAGAUGAAAGGUUUUUGUAUAGACUUGCAGAUUGUCCAGUAAAUCGUUGUGUUUUUUGUAUGGAAUAUGAACUAUGUAAAUCGUUGUGUUUUUUUUGUUUUUUUGUAUAGACUUGCAGAUUGUCCAGUAAAUCGUUGUGUUUUUUGUAUGGAAUAUGAACUAUGUAAAUCGUUGUGUUUUUUUUGUUUUUUUGUAUAGACUUGCAGAUUGUCCAG
Messenger RNA from Lactuca virosa, 1325 nucleotides. The record is from the annotation of a GenBank genome assembly. NCBI's taxonomy places the organism in Eukaryota, Viridiplantae, Streptophyta, Magnoliopsida, Asterales, Asteraceae.